Messenger RNA from Xiphias gladius (swordfish), 3061 nucleotides. RefSeq names its product mucolipin TRP cation channel 3a (gene mcoln3a). NCBI's taxonomy places the organism in Eukaryota, Metazoa, Chordata, Actinopteri, Istiophoriformes, Xiphiidae. The record is from RefSeq and is a predicted model, not a curated record. Gene Ontology annotation, cellular component: lysosomal membrane; plasma membrane. The transcript has 13 exons. Gene Ontology annotation, molecular function: NAADP-sensitive calcium-release channel activity. The coding region runs from base 916 to 2568 and encodes 550 amino acids.
ACGGUACCGAAAAAUGUGUUGAGGUUCAGUUCCCAGCCCGAUAGGUCAUGAGCUAAGAAGAUCUGAUUCAUCCUCUUUAAACUUUUCUCUUCCUCUUAUCAAAGAUGUGAUUUCCUGAUAAACUGUAUAGUAUGAAAACAUGGCAGCUAAGGGGCUUAGAUGCAGUGAGAAGAAAUAUAUGUUAUAUACACUGGAAUGACUACCUGAGCAUGUAUGUGUUUUUAAUGAGCAAGUCUGAUCUUUCAAACUGCUGCCUUUGACCAGAACUGUGGAGCUUCAAAAUGAUGUUUCCCACUUCUUUGUACGCAGCAUUAAGUCAAGAAUAAGUGGCUUUACAUUUCCAUCACUACAGAAGUCUUGAAACCAGAAAAAAUAUUGUGAAAUACAAACUGUCUUGCUUUUUACUUCGUUCACUGGUCUUUUACAAUAAUCUGUUGCGUACUAGAGGUUUUCUGUAUGAAUUCAACUUGGUGCCUGUGUGUUGGUUUGGAAAACAAUUGGUGUAGUUUAUUUAUCUUUGCUGAUUUCACCUCAAAUAGUAAGGACAUAUUAUUAGGGUAACAUUAAGAAAUCCUACAACCAUUGACUCAUUUGCUUUCUAGUAAAAUCUGCAAAAUUGAUAGCUCUUGCAAUGCAACAUUAAUUGAUGAAGUCAAAUUCAACAUUAAAUUAUCGACAGACUGCAGAAUAACACCUAUAUUAUCAGCUUCUGGAUGUGAAGAGCUGCUGUAACUGGGAGCUCUAUUUUUGUUUUGGAAGAACUGGAAAAGCUUAAAAUGACGCAGAGGAAUGACAGUCAUCGUGGUGAAGGCUGGUGUGGUGGCUGCACCGCCUGGUCUUCACAGACAGCAGUGAGGCCCCCGUUAGACUAGUUGCUCUUUGGUUCGCUGGUGCACUGCAGGUGUUAGCAGUAUAAUGGAGGACUCUCAACCUCUAGUGAGGUCGGAGGAGAGGAGGCCAAACAGCCACUACAGAUGGAGCGCUCCAACCCUGGAGUCAAAGAUGGUGGAGGACUUCAGACGAAGGCUUAAGUACUUCUUCAUGAACCCCUGUGAGAAAUACAAAGCCAGGGGUCGCAAGCCAUGGAAACUGAUGUUGCAAAUAUUAAAAAUUGCCAUCAUCACAAUCCAGUUAGUGUCCUUUGGCCUGAGCAACGAGAUGAUGGUCACCUUCAAAGAUGAAAAUCUGAUGACUUUCAGACAUCUGUUCCUCAAAGCAUACAAAGAUCACCGGCUGGGAAGCUAUGCACUGUACACGAAAGCAGAUGUGUAUGAUCACAUCUACUACAUUAUCAACAAGUACAUCAAUCUCCAGAACCUGACAGUGAGUAAUCUUGCAUACAAGAGGGUUGAUGGCGAGUACACUCCUCUGUCCGUCUGUCAGGAGUUUUACAGAAACAGCAGCAUUGAUCCUGACAAUGAGACCUUUGACAUUGAUCCACAUGUUGAUAAAGACUGUGUUUCCAUAUACCCUAUGCAGUUGUUUGACAACAGCAGUUUGGCCACACACUUCAACUUCUCUCUAGAUUUCAAAAGGCUGCUCUCAGUGAGCAUCUACCUAAUGCUGAAAACCAUCAAUCUGCAGACUGUGCGGCACCAUGAGCUCCCAGACUGUUAUGACUUCCAUAUAAUGAUCAUUUUUGACAACCGUGCACACAGCGGACAGAUAAAGGUUGAUGUUGAAAACGAUGUUAGAAUUUACGAAUGCAGAGACUGGAACGUGGAGGGCAGUUCUGGGAAGAACGAUUAUCUCCUCUUGUGGUUUGACUCCAUGGUCAUCCUCGCUUGUUUCAUCUCUCUCAUCCUCUGCACACGAUCUGUAAUCAAUGGCAUCCAACUUCAGUUUGAGUUCAACAUAUUCUUCCAUGCGUACUACAAUAAAAUUGUCACUUGGUCAGACCGCAUGGAGUUUGUGAAUGGCUGGUAUAUCCUUAUCAUUGUCAGCGACACAUUGUCCAUCGCUGGGUCAGCGCUCAAAAUUGGAAUACAAACAAAGUUCCUGACAAACUAUGAUGUCUGUAGUAUCUUGCUGGGAACUGCCACAAUGCUUGUCUGGGUCGGUGUGAUUCGUUACCUUGGUUUCUUCAAGAAAUACAAUAUUUUAAUCUUAACCCUGAGAGCGGCUUUCCCAAAUGUGAUCCGAUUCUGCUGUUGCGCAGCCAUGAUCUACCUUGGGUACUGCUUCUGUGGUUGGAUUGUGCUCGGGCCUUACCAUGACAAAUUCCGGACGCUCGACAGGGUGACAGAGUGCCUCUUCUCGCUCAUCAACGGGGACGACAUGUACGCCACCUUCCUGAAGAUGAGAGACAAGAGCUACAUGGUGUGGCUUUUCAGCAGACUCUACCUCUACUCCUUCAUCUCCCUCUUCAUCUACAUGGUGCUCAGCCUGUUCAUCGCUCUCAUCACCGACACCUACGAGACCAUCAAGCAUCACCAGCAAGACAAGGCGCCGGUGUCCCAGCUUCAGGCCUUCAUAGCAGAGUGCAGGGACCAGCCGGAGUCUGGAAGAUACCAGACUGAUGAAGAGCCAGCGUCCUGCUGCCUCUCCCCAUGCUGCCGCUUUGGAUGAAGUGAGGAGAUGUAGCAUGUGCCUCCGCCAAGUGUGGGCCGAGAGUCAGCAUCUUACUCAAGUAGAAGGUUUUACUUGACUUGCUGAAAGCUGCUGAAGUAAAAUACAAAACCUUUGGUUGAAGACUAUUAUAUGGUCACCUUGAAAGAGCCAAUGUGGUAUCCUCAAGGUAACAAUUACAAGGUAUCCAGUAUUAAUAUGCAUUACCAGCCAUUUCCUCUUCAAUCCAGUGAUAGGUAACUUUUCCUUUCUAGAAAGAUUUCCUAGAGAUUACAUUACGCAGGGAAAGAAAACUUCAGUGCAAAUUUAAGAGGAAUUCUUUUCCAGACCGCACAAUAACAACAUAACUGUACAAGCAGUUGAGUACGAUGCUUCAUUAAAAACCUACAUGAAUUAAAGUAGGUUUUACUGAUUUUAAAAGGAAACCUAUCCUCAAUGUACUAUAUAAUGAAAAACGCUACUCAGAAACAAUACAGUAAAUUGUAAUUUGUUG